Macrosteles quadrilineatus (aster leafhopper) is the source of this 1460-nucleotide messenger RNA. RefSeq lists its product as uncharacterized. Bases 424 to 1131 code for a protein of 235 amino acids. Lineage: Eukaryota; Metazoa; Arthropoda; Insecta; Hemiptera; Cicadellidae. The transcript has 6 exons. The record is from RefSeq and is a predicted model, not a curated record.
AUUAUUAUUAUUAUGUGCUCGCUGGUAAAAACUGAUUGAAUUUUCUGUCCGUGCUUAGUUUUCUACAGUUUCCGUUCACUUCCGACUUCCGAUAACAGAAAAGAAGAAUUCAGUAACAUCGCCUCUCGGCUCGGCCUCGCUCACUGGUGUCAAACCAAACCAACCGAAACCCCAAACCCAAACCAAAAACAAACCAAGUGUCAAGUUCAAGUACCCAAGAACACGCCUUGCUCAAGAAGUCUCAGUUUAGAGUUUAUUCAGUUUAGUUUUGUAGUACUUAAACUUUGGUGGAAGAGGAUAGGAUACCAAAACAAAAUCUCUGACUUCUCUCUAUUGAAUUUUUUUUAAUUGAAGUAAACAUUGCAGAGUAACUUAAGCUUAUUUACUAAAUUAGUGCCGGUACUUAAGUUAGUGGGUUUAAGGAUGAAAACAAUGAGUGGUGAAAUGAACCAGUUAAAUGUUGGAGCAACAAUGAGAAAUGAGCAUGAAGUUAUUGAUCUUCCAUGUUUACUUGAAGAAGUAGAAAAAAUUGAUGAUUUGGAGACUUUGGAAGACAUUGAAAAUAUGCUCUUGUUAGAGGAACAAACCAAGAAACAAGAGCUCAGUGUAAUUUAUAAUUCAAUAUCACACCUAAAAGAUGAACUAAACCAAGCAAAGUGCCUCGUGAAGGAGCUAGACCUACAGCAAAUUGAUGAAGUUAAAAAGAAUAAUAAUUUGAGAGAAACUAUCAAACUGAGAGAGCUAGGAAUAACAGAAGAAAAAAGUCAACAAAUAAUGAACUUGGAACAGUUUGAAAUGGAUGUUGCUGAGAUUUCACGUGAAUUCGUAACAGCACCCAAACUAUACUUCAGCAACCAACUAAGUGAUCAUAUAACCUCCAAUAAAAGGAUGCUGGAUGAAAAGAAAAUGGAUUUGCAACAGCAAAUUGAAUUGUUGAAUAAAGCCCAAGCUGAAUUUGAAGAAUCUAUAGUAAAAGAGUCAAUGGACACGCCUUUACAAGUUUUAAACUCUGCUAUGCAAAAAGUCUCACUGUCAAACAAAAUGUUGGCCAAAGAAGUACAAGAAAUAACAAGCAAUAUGGAGUCGCUCCAGUUCGAUAGGAUGACUGCUGCUUUGAGCAAGAAGAAGUAGAUUUCUGUUAAUAAUGAGUUUCUCUAUACUUUGUUCUUAAUCAAGUUAAGCAAACAUUAAUUUAUUUGAGUAAAGUUCCCCUGUUAAUUAAUUAAUUAAGGCCACUAAAGUACAAAUAAAUUUUUUUAAUGUUUUAUAUUUAAGAUUUGUAGUUAAAACACAAUAGCAUUAAUCCUGAACUGUCAUUAGAGAAUAAAGUCUUCCUUAAGAACAAGUAACUUAAUCUUGAAUUAGGUAUGCCAAUUGUGUUUAGUUUUUAGAAAGAAUGAUGUAAUUAAUUGACUGUUUGAUUGUAAAACAAUAAACAAAAGUGUAAGUUAAUUAAAUAC